GUCGAGCACCAGAGGCGGCAAUAAAUUAUCUAGGAGAACGACGUUAUCGUGAUCGAUAAGCGUGUCAUCGUCGUCGUCGUUGGUGGGCGCGGAGGGAGAUUGAUUUUUUGGGACAGCAAAGGAAUGCCAGAGCUCGCUAUAUUGAUCUAACAUUUAUCUCACCCCUUACCAACGCCGGUUUACCCGCUGUGCGCGAAAUUCCUUCGGUCGGAGCAUCCCACAAUUGAGCUAUUUAAAGACUAGAGUGAACACAUUGCAGCGGAGUCAAAUUAUCUUUUGAUCGUUUACUUUUCUUCAUGAGACUUUAGAUUUUUUAUAGCGAAUCGAAAUUUUUAAUGAAUGAAAAUCGAUGAAAUGACGGGUUAAAUCGAAUCGAAAUUAGACAGAGACCAAUAUUUAAAACGCAUUCGUAUAAUUCAUACAGAUCCUCGAAAGCAUUGUCGAGCUAUACGGUCGAUCCGCUCUGCAGCAUGACCACGCAGCCGUUGAAGUUUCCGAAUCUCGUCGCGGGCCUGCCGAAGCAUCCUCCGUACUCCUCGCAGACCUCGGCCCUGUGCUCGAGAUUCACGCCCAACGAGUGGUUCCAGAAGCAAGUCAAGUUCUACAACGAAGCUGACUCGAAUCGCUAUUAUUCCGAGAGGAUGCGCAGCGACGCUGUAAAAUUAAUGAGGGAGGCCGAUCACAAGAUCCAGCACACUCAGCACGACACCGGGCGCCGAUUGGGCGAGAGAAUCAGCGACGUGACGUUCUGGCGCAACGAGAUCGCGUCCGAGCUGGAGAAGCAGGUGCAGGAGAUCGACCGACUGCAGGACUGCCGUACGACGCUGGAGAAAGCCGUGCAGGACAUCGAGAAUCCGCUUCACGUAGCCGAGGAGUGCUUGUACCACAGAGAAGCGAGGAAAGGAAUGGAACUGGUUCACGACGACCCCGAAAAGUCUCUGCUUCGCGAAGUUGAGCAUUUGAAAAGUGGCGAAAGACGAUUGGAACACUGUCUCGAUAGAGUUAAGGAUCAGCUCCGAAAUUGCAGAAUUUCGCAGAAUCAAUUAGAGCUCGAUCUUAAAAAUAAGGAAAGUGCGCUUGGUAUUGACCUUCACUGUUAUCAAAUCAAUAAUGCCAGUAGAGGUUUGCAGUACUAUUCGGGAAUUGAAAAAUAUGAUCCUUGCAUUUCGAAGCCUGAUACAUGGGCCGAAACAGCAAAUAGGAUCAUUCAAAAGUCGCAAUCAGAGAGAACUAAAUCAUGCCAACUUAGAGCAGAAGCAGAGACUUUGAUCAAUCGUGUGGCUCAGGAAAUGUGGGAUGCUUGGAACAGUAGUAAUAAUGCUCUUUCGCGAAGGUGUUCAGAGUUAUUGGAAGCAAAAAGUAAACUGCAGCAACAUUUGCAUAAGGUACAACAAGAAAUUUUUGACGUCGAAAAGAAUUUAGAAUUAAUGCGCAAAGCUAUAGCAGAUAAGAGCUAUGCAUUAAAAGUAGCUCACACUAGAUUAGAAGCAAGAACACAUCGUCCUGAUAUAGAAUUAUGCAGGGAUUAUGCAUACACGAGUCUCCAGAAAGAAAUUGAUGGCAUAUAUAAUCAGGUUGAAAAGAUGCAUAGAGCUUUAAAAGAUAUGGAGUGUCAACAUCAGCGGUUACUAAGAACUCGCAAUGCUCUUGAGCACGAUUUGGCUUUGAAAAUUGAUGCAUUAUACAUUGAUAAAGACAAAGUUUGUGGAUUGAGACGAGCAUACCCAGUGAAUGCCAUGUUUCGGUUUUAAUCUGUAUACAAAUUAGAGCACAUUCAAUAUUUACUGUUGAAUUUUAAAGAAAAUUACAAAUUUUAAUAUAGUUAAUUAUAAUUAUAGUAGUCAAAUAAAUACCAAAGUUUUAAAGCUUGUACUUGAAAAACACUCAAACCUUAAGUAAUACAAAAACUAUAAAAAUAAUUUA
Messenger RNA from Trichogramma pretiosum, 1923 nucleotides. RefSeq names its product tektin-3-like. Gene Ontology annotation, biological process: cilium movement involved in cell motility; cilium assembly. The transcript is spliced from 7 exons. Lineage: Eukaryota; Metazoa; Arthropoda; Insecta; Hymenoptera; Trichogrammatidae. Gene Ontology annotation, cellular component: nucleus; microtubule cytoskeleton. Bases 471 to 1751 code for a protein of 426 amino acids. The record is from RefSeq and is a predicted model, not a curated record.